CUUCUCUCCGUCUUCACCUCAAUCCAUUUCCCUCUAGGUUUCUGUGGUCAGAGGAAGGAUGCUGCCCUGCAGACUCCUGGCUCUGCUGGGGCUCCUCGUGCUCUGCAAAGGUCAGGAGGAGAGCGGGACGGGCGAGUCCUGCGACAACUUCACAGACCUCAACCUGUCCCACUGCUUCAUGGGAACUGUCCUGUACGUGAGGCUGCUGCUCUACACGCGCUCCAACCUCGACUGCGGCCACGAGCUCAACCACCACCGCCUGUCCUCCCAGCCGCUCUUCAACCUGUCGCGCCCCACCGCCUUCGUCAUCCACGGCUACCGGCCCACAGGAGCGCCCCCCAUCUGGAUCGACCACAUAGUCCACCUGCUGGCCGAGCAGGAGGACAUGAAUGUCAUCGUGGUGGACUGGAACAAUGGGGCGGCCAACCUCAACUACUUCACCGCCGUGACCAACACCAGGAAGGCGGCUUACAACCUGACCGGCUUCAUCAUGACCAUGCAGGAGGAAGGAGCCUCUCUGAGUUCAGUGCACCUCAUCGGCGUCAGUCUGGGAGCUCACCUGGCUGGAUUUGUAGGAGCAAACCUGAAGGGAAAGAUUGGACGAAUCACAGGCCUGGACCCAGCCGGGCCGAUGUUCACCAGCGCCACACCAGAGGAGAGGCUGGACCCCUCAGACGCCAUGUUUGUAGACGUGCUUCACACCGACAUGAACUCAUUUGGACUGACAGGAGCUCACGGUCAUAUUGACUUCUACGCCAACGGUGGUAAUGACCAACCAGGGUGUCCCAAAACCAUCUUUGCAGGUAAAUCUUAUUUCGUGUGUGACCACCAGCGCUCUGUGUUUCUGUUCUUGUGUGCUCUGAACCGGACUUGCAGCCUCACGGGUUACCCCUGCUCGUCCUACAGCGACUUCCUGGAAGGCCGCUGUCUGCAGUGCGAGGCCUUUAAACCUGCUUCCUGUCCCGUGCUUGGUUACGAUUACAGCCAGUGGAGGGAGACUCUGCUGCAGCUCGGACAGACCCAAGUCUUCUUCAGCACCACGGCCACGCUGCCCUACAGGAAGCUGAUGUACAGAGUGGACAUGGUGACGUGGAACCAGUACCUCCGCUGGGGGGUCGUCUUCAUCCGGCUGCACAGUGGCAGAAACUUCACCGAGGUCCGACUAGACCAGAAGCUCUUCCGGUUCGAGCAGUACACCUCCACGCGGCUGCUGGCCCAGUUCGAUGACGAUCUGCAGCAGGUCCAGAAGAUCUCGAUGCGCAUCAACACCGGCAACGUGAUCGGCCCGCGGUACAAAAUCAGGCUGCUGCGAAUCCGCUUCACGCCGCUGGAGCGUCCUGAGAGGCCUUUAAUGUGCCGCUUUGACAUCAUCCUGGAGGAGAACGUGGAGGUGGCGUUUCGUCCUUUACCCUGCAACUCUCGCCUUUGACUCCCCGACCGGACCCGCAUCUUCUUCUAUGGAAACUCAUCUAACUCAGCCAAACCCAGACGUCCCCUGGGUCCCGCAGGGUCUCCUGGCCCCCGGGGGGGCCCCGCAGGAGGAGCUGCAGCCUCCAUACUGGACGAUAAAGACGACCCGACUGGUGCUGUGGAUUAACUCCUGGUUACUGGAAAAUCUACAUAUGGUCACAUACGACUGAAGCCACCACGCCUGUCUCUGCUGGUGCUGGUGACGGGAUUUUUGGAGAGCUGAUACAAGUGUUAAUCUGUGAGAUCCGGUAACACAGCAACCAGAUCUGUAACGAGAUUAAGGAAUAAGAUGCUGCAGGAGAGACGUCACAGUCUCUCUUCAUCUCUGGCUGCAUUUACACAAACAAACUUUAUUUACACGUAACUGCAGAGAAACUCUCAGUAUUCACUGUGUUCCUGUCGAUAAAGGGAUAGUUGAGAUCUGUGGAAGUGGGGUUGUAUAAGACACUUAUCUAUUAGGGCUGGGUAUCGCCAAUGAGUUCCCGAAUCGAUUCUGAUUCAAAAGGUCCUGAUUCUGUUACAUUUCUGAUUUGAUAUCAAUUAGGUUAGGAACAUUUCAGUUACAAUACCAAUAUAACUUAAAUAUAAAAGAGAUUCUUAGAGAUCUUCUGCUGUAA
Molecule: messenger RNA, 2087 nt
Organism: Sander lucioperca (pikeperch)
Lineage: Eukaryota; Metazoa; Chordata; Actinopteri; Perciformes; Percidae
Gene: lipib
Product: lipase, member Ib
Exons: 10
Coding region: 59-1429 (456 amino acids)
Biological process (GO): lipid metabolic process
Molecular function (GO): carboxylic ester hydrolase activity; lipase activity
Source: RefSeq, a predicted model, not a curated record